CUCGUCCCCCGUCGAGCCAACGCCAGCCAAACAACGCGACCCCGCGGCGCCCCGUCGCGCCCCCGCAGCGCCCCGCCCUUGCCUGUCCGAGCCUCCGAUCGACUCGCCUGUCCCGCCGGCCCGGAUGGCGGAGUUCGCGGCGCCCAAGCCGCCGGCGGCGGCGGGGAGGAAGACGCGGGUGGGGCCGUACGAGCUCGGCAAGACCAUCGGGGAGGGAAGCUUCGCCAAGGUCAAGCACGCGCGCGACUCCCGCACCGGCGCCGUCUGCGCCAUCAAGGUGCUCGACCGCAACCACGUCCUCCGCCACAAGAUGGUCGAGCAGAUCAAACGGGAGAUUUCGACUAUGAAGCUAAUCAAACAUCCCAACGUGGUCCAGUUGCAUGAGGUUAUGGCUAGCAAAACAAAGAUAUACAUGGUUCUUGAAUUUGCUGAAGGAGGGGAGCUAUUUGAUAAAAUUGUCAAUUCUGGGAGGCUAGGUGAAGAUGAAGCAAGGAGAUACUUUCAUCAACUUAUAAAUGCGGUUGAUUACUGCCAUAGUCGAGGAGUUUACCAUAGAGACCUGAAGCCAGAAAAUUUGCUUCUUGAUUCACAUGGAUCUCUUAAAGUUUCAGACUUCGGACUGAGUGCCUUUGCGCCACAAACAAAAGAGGAUGGGCUUCUGCAUACUGCUUGUGGAACGCCAAACUAUGUUGCACCUGAGGUGCUUGCCGAUAAAGGUUAUGAUGGUAUGGCUGCUGAUGUAUGGUCCUGUGGCAUAAUCCUAUUUGUUCUUAUGGCCGGAUAUUUACCCUUUGAUGAUUCCAAUCUUUCGAGGCUGUACAAACUGAUCUGCCAGGCAAAUUUUUCUUGUCCACCAUGGUUCUCUCCCAGUGCAAAGAAAUUCAUUAAGCGCAUUAUUGAUCCUAAUCCUGAAACGAGGAUAACAAUUGCAGAAAUUUUGGAAGACGAAUGGUUCAAAAAGGACUAUAAGCCACCACAUUUUGAACAAGGUGAAGAUGUUAGCCUUGACGAUGUUGAUGCUGCAUUCAACGAUUCAGAGGAAUAUCUUGUGGCAGAGAAAAGGGAGAGACCAGAAUCCAUGAAUGCAUUUGCUCUUAUAUCAAGAUCACAGGGCUUCAACCUUGGAAAUCUUUUUGAGAAGGAGAUGAUGGGAACGGUAAAGCGGGAAACAUCCUUUACAUCUCAAUGUACAGCACAAGAGAUCAUGUCUAAAAUAGAAGAGGCUUGUGGACCACUUGGUUUCAAUGUGCGGAAGCAAAAUUAUAAGAUGAAAUUGAAAGGUGAUAAGACUGGAAGAAAAGGUCAUUUGUCUGUAGCAACGGAGGUUUUUGAGGUUGCUCCAUCACUUCACAUGGUUGAGCUUCGUAAAACCGGAGGAGACACAUUGGAGUUUCACAAUUUCUACAAGAAUUUCUCAUCAGAGUUGAAAGAUAUAGUGUGGAAUGCUGAAUCUGACGCAAGUAAGAAACAGGCAAAGUAAUUCCAACGGGACCUGUUGUGUAUCUUCAAUGGCCACAUUUGUAGACCGUCUGUUCGAAUGGUACCACAUUAGCAGUCAAAAUCUUUCUGGGUUAAAAGAGGGCGCCUUUUUAAUGAGCGCGAUUGUACACAUACAUAUGACGAGGCCCUCCCUGGGAUCCUGGCAUCCUGCUAAUGUUGUAACGGCAAUAUGGGAUGUAAUGUAGGUAUCCUGAAUGCUUCGGUUGCCACCAGGGUUGAGUGUGCCUUUAUUCAAUGUCAAGGUAAUAGCAGAUGGUGAAAAUUGAUGUGGGAAUGCUAACUGCCCAAUUGGUUAGUUAUGAGCCUGAACUUGAUAUUUCUCAAGGCUAUACGCCUGAACCUGGGGAGCAUCCUGCAGACACAGGCGCGGUGCAUGCAUUUGAUCCUCUUGUCAGGUUCUCUCGUUCAGGUCCAGCGAAUUUUCAGCGGGCUCAGACGGAUGUGAUCCCUGCUCUGCACACGGGUCAGGAACUCAGGGGAGUUGGAGUACAUGUACGCUGCUGGAAACGGUAUCAGGGCAGUAUGAAUGUGUAAUCCACCGAGACUCAAGUUGAACCAUUGAGGACCUGCACGGUUGCACGAGAGUUGGAUAAGUCGUUAUGCCUGAACUCGAUGCAGGUGUACUUCUGAUAAUGGAAUAAAGGGAGGUGGUCUUUCUCAUCUUCAUUCCUAAUUUCGAUAAAUAAGGCUAUGUUUAGCAUUGCUUUAGCUUCACUUAUCUUCUUCUGUUUCAGGAUAGGUGUCUGGUUAAAAGCAGCACUGCAGGAGCAAUAUAUAGGAACAAAAAUUCACCAAUUUUUUAUUUUAAAAAACAUUUCUACAAGUAAGUACAUUCCACUGCGCAUCAAACAUUUCGUGCAUCUUAAGAUAAAUACAAAAUGGUAUUUUAAGGAA
Panicum virgatum (switchgrass) is the source of this 2394-nucleotide messenger RNA. RefSeq names its product CBL-interacting protein kinase 9-like. Gene Ontology annotation, molecular function: protein kinase activity; ATP binding. Lineage: Eukaryota; Viridiplantae; Streptophyta; Magnoliopsida; Poales; Poaceae. The transcript has 15 exons. The coding region runs from base 125 to 1480 and encodes 451 amino acids. Gene Ontology annotation, biological process: signal transduction; protein phosphorylation. The record is from RefSeq and is a predicted model, not a curated record.